AUGGCGUCUGUGAUCCAGCCCAACGCCUGGAUCGGCCUCAAGCUGCCGUCUGAGAACGUGCGCUUUCUUCGUAUUGCACCCAAUACUACAAUUUCACUCGGAAAAUAUGGCUCGUUCCCAAGCAAUCUCAUCAUCCACCGUCCGUACCACCUGACCUACGAGCUCCUCGACAAGCGCGACGACGAACCGUUUAGCCGCCUGCGCGUGAUCCCGACAGACGAGUUGUAUGCCGAUGUCUUUGCUGAUGAGGCACAGGCUGCUGCAUCGGCCAUGGAUGCGGCACGCGGGAGGACGGGUGAUGAGGCGGACGCCGAUGGCGAGGUGGAGAACGGCGUGGACGGCGGCGGCGACGGCGAUUUUCCGGGGCUGGGCGACGACGCCGGUACGUCGAGCGUCGAGUACACCCUCGUUGACAUGGAGAGCCAGGCCGUGAUUGCGCGCUCCAACCGCGCGACGAUUGACGCCGACGCGCGCCAGACGCUGACCACGGACGAGAUCGAGGCCCUGAAGCGGGAGGGUACGGGAGCCGGCCGCGAUCUCAUUGCCAAGCUGCUGCUGUCGCACGCGGCCCUCGACCAGAAGACGGCCUUUUCGCUAGCUAAGUACAAGCUGCUCAAGACGAAAAAGUACAUUCGACGGUUCACGGUGCUUCCGCUCGAUGUGUACACGCUGGGCAACUGGCUGCUGGACGACAAGGAUGUGGGCAACAAGAUUAUGGACUUGCGCGACGAGAUGGUGGCGCUGCUGGGCUGUUGGGCGAAUGUGCACUACGGCGGACCGUCGCGGUAUUUGCAGGCACCGCCGGCGAUGCCUCCUGCAGAGACGGCGGAGACGGCCGCUUCUAAAACGGGCGACGGAGAAGAGACAGUUAUGGUCGAUGCGCAACCGCUAGUACCCGAUGCCCAGGCCGAGGAGGUUGCUGCCGCAGCAGCGGCAGACGAAGACGAAUCGUUAUUAGAACAGCCGCCCAACUUGCUUCCAGACGACAUUGGCUCCUUUUUGGGCGGCGGCCGCUGGCUGGCUGUGGACGAUACUGGGGGGCUGCUCAUCGCGGCGCUUGCAGAACGGAUGGGGAUUCUGACGAACCCCGAGGAGGACGAUGAUGUGGAGGACGAGCAGAAGGAGACGAAAAAGGAAACCACAGAUGCAAAUACAGGAUUAGGAACAAGCGACGAUAAGGAUGGUGUGCCGGAGGACGCGGAUGCGACGGCAGGGGACGACGCGGGCAGCGCGGAAGAGGAUGCAGCGCAACACGACCUACUGGAGCGCCGGCCAAAACGGCCCGCAAAACGUGCCCGUGACGACUUUCAUGUCUCCUUCUCCCUCGCCAACACCAUCACCCUGCUGCACUCCAACAACCAGGCCAACCUCACCUACCUCAAAUACUUUGGUUACGACUAUGCCGACCCCCAUCACCCGCCGCACCCGCUCAACGACCACUUGCUGUGCUUGUCCUGGCUGCAGCUGCUCGAGCCCGAGAGCGACACCGUCUACGCCCAGGCGCCGCCUAUCCAGCCCGCCGACGUCGUUGCGUCUUGGAAGCCCGCACGCCGUGGCAACUACCACCGCAAGCGCCGGCGGUGGGCCCGUACCCGCCACAUUGUCGACACGACGCGGGUCGGCGGCUUUUCUGGUCUCGUCGUGGCCACGUCCAUGGACCUCAUCUCGACGCUACGCCAUGCUUUGCCGCUCCUGGCCAGCGGCGCCCCCGUGGCCGUCUACUCGCCCAGUCUGGAGCCGCUGACGGCGCUGGCCGACUGUUUCAGUGUCCUGCGGCGCACCGCCUGGUCGGGCCCUGACCCGCCCGUCUCCAUCCAGGGCAAGACCGUCGAGGAGCUCGAGACAUGGCCUGGCGAUGACGACUUCCCGCUCAACCCGAUGCUCCUGCUGGGCGUGACGGUGCAGACGAGCCGCGUGCGCAAGUGGCAGGUGUUGCCGGGCCGGACGCACCCCGUCAUGACGGCACGCGGUGGCGCCGAGGGCUACAUGUUUACGGGCUGGAAGGCAAAACCGGCCGAGGGUCGCGUGACGGCACGCGGCAAGUUCAAGAAGCGCAAGACGGGCGAGAGGGAGUGA
Sporothrix schenckii 1099-18 is the source of this 2076-nucleotide messenger RNA. RefSeq names its product tRNA (adenine-N(1)-)-methyltransferase non-catalytic subunit. Gene Ontology annotation, cellular component: tRNA (m1A) methyltransferase complex; nucleus. The record is from RefSeq and is a predicted model, not a curated record. The transcript is spliced from 2 exons. Bases 1 to 2076 code for a protein of 691 amino acids. Gene Ontology annotation, biological process: tRNA methylation. Lineage: Eukaryota; Fungi; Ascomycota; Sordariomycetes; Ophiostomatales; Ophiostomataceae.